AUGAACACUUUCAGUGGCGUACUCAGCGUGUCCCGAGCGGCCGACCAUCCACUACCGACAUCGAAAGAUCGCUUCGUAUUCAAGAACCGCACUCGUUUCAUCAUCCUUCUGUUAUGCACAUUAUGUUUGUCGAUAGCACAAAGCAAUACUUUGACGUUGAAUUUUACUAUUAUUUGUAUGGCUGGCGAUCCUAUAAACAUCGAUCAAUACAACACUUCUGGAACGAUUUUUCAAACUGACAAUGUAACAUACUCUGAAGUAACAAUACUCGCUCAACAGCGCUACAUAUACACUCCGAAUGAAAAGAACAUGUUGUUUUCAUUUGUGGCCGUUGGAGCCAUGGUUGCCGUGUAUCCUGUUAUGUGGCUUAUUCAGAAAUACGGCUCUCGGAGUAUCGUGACAAUAUUCGGAUUUUUCUCAGCUCUGUGCACUGCGCUCAUUCCGUUGUGCGCCUAUCUCGGUUUCUACUGGUUGGUUGCGAUGCGAUUUUUACAGGGAACCGGCCUUUCAACUGGAUUCACUCUCAUCGGCAUCGUCACUCGUCAGUGGUCUAUGCAAAAACAAAGCGCAUUCUACAUCGCUUUUCUUACCUGCUUUUUCCAGUUCGCUCCCAUAUUCACCAUGCCUGUCGCUGGCGCAUUAUGCACAUCAUCACUUGGCUGGUCAUUCGUUUACUAUCUACACUCAAUCAUUACUUGCGUAUUGUUCCUGUUAUUCCUCUAUUUUUACAGGGAGCAACCGCGUUUACACUCCUUCGUCUCUGCAAAGGAAUUGGAUCGUAUAAAACGCGGCAAAGGGAACACCGCAGAAAGAGAACCUAUACCUGUAAAGGCGAUUAUUACUUCUAAUGCUAUAAUCGCCGUUUGGAUCUCGGCAAUUGCCAAUUUCAUGGGUAUACAAGUAACCAUGCAGUUCUCACCGACUUACCUAAAUAAGGUGAUGGGCUUUCCUGUGGAACUAACUGGAGUGUUCAGUGCGAUCCCACAGAUAGCGACGUUCAUCUUGAAAUUGUUUGCCGGUCUCCUUGCCGAUAAGGCUACCUGCUGUAGUCCACUGACGUCGGUAAAGAUCUUCAACUGUUUGGCCAUCGGAGGCAUGGGUAUCACAUUUUUCGCGCUAGCCUAUAUUCCCACGUCGAUGCCCACAUUCGGCUUAAUAAUGCUGAUUUGUUGUUGUUCCAUUGUCGGAUUCAAUUGUGGUGCAUUUUUCCGUAGUUCAGCUAUCGUUGCCGCGCAACAUAACCACUUUGUCAUGGGCGUAAAUUCUUUCAUCAACUGCUUUUCAUCGUUAUUGGCACCAGUGGUCGUGAACAUUUUCGUUCGAGAUGACACGUGGGCUGAGUGGUGGUACGUAUGGAUGGUCCACGGUAUUAUAAUGACUUUCUGCAAUAUUUACUUCAUUCUAUUUGGUAGAGCAGAGCCAGCUGAGUGGACAAAACAAGGCUAUGGUGCCAUUGUGGCCAACGAACCAGCUGAUGUAGUCCGGUCCUGCCCCACUGAUGAGAAAAAAAUUAUCGUGCCUUUAAAUGACAAGUGCUACGCUAACUUUUAA
Molecule: messenger RNA, 1551 nt
Organism: Angiostrongylus costaricensis
Lineage: Eukaryota; Metazoa; Nematoda; Chromadorea; Rhabditida; Metastrongylidae
Source: the annotation of a GenBank genome assembly